Molecule: messenger RNA, 627 nt
Organism: Trypanosoma rangeli
Lineage: Eukaryota; Euglenozoa; Kinetoplastea; Trypanosomatida; Trypanosomatidae
Exons: 1
Coding region: 1-627 (208 amino acids)
Source: RefSeq, a predicted model, not a curated record
AUGAGUGGAUGGGAUGCAGUCGUGCCGCUAGUCGUGUCGGGGGCGGGGGAUGCGCGUGAGACGACGCACACGCAGUUGUGCACCAUGGUGCGUGGAAUGGAAGAAACAACUGAAGCCACCAAGCGAAGAUUGAAGCAAAUAGAGAAGAUUCUUGAACGACAGCGUGUCGUCGUGAACGAGGUUAGGGCGUCCACCUCGCGGUUUGAAGACAUGUUUACAAAAACAAACAGUGAUCUCCAGUACAUUCAACAGCAGCUUGAGUACGUUGUUAUCACUCUGGAAAAGGAGCGCGGGACUAUAGCUGACCACACGGAGCAGUUAAGGCUCUUUGCAAUGGAAUCCAAUUGCCGUGAUGGCCGAAAUGCCGAUGCCUUAGAUGAUGGCACAUCAAUGCUUCUUUGGUUAGCUACGUGGCUCUAUCGCCCACUUGUUCACUUUGCAAAAGGCUGCUACACGCUGCUAUCUCCGCUUCUCAACACUCUUCAGUCUCUCUCUUUGUUUAACACUGACGUACUCGUGCGCCGUAGUGAGAGCGGUGCACGUCUUCGUCACGUGGAGACAAAUGAGGAUCUUCUGAAACGACUUCAGAAGGGAACCUUGGACCCCACAUCACUUAAGAAGAAAUGA